This is a messenger RNA of Lacerta agilis (Sand lizard), 610 nucleotides long. Its product is annotated as shematrin-like protein 2. Gene Ontology annotation, cellular component: intermediate filament. NCBI's taxonomy places the organism in Eukaryota, Metazoa, Chordata, Lepidosauria, Squamata, Lacertidae. The coding region runs from base 1 to 534 and encodes 177 amino acids. Gene Ontology annotation, molecular function: structural constituent of cytoskeleton. The transcript has a single exon. The record is from RefSeq and is a predicted model, not a curated record.
AUGGUGUAUUGCGGUCCGUCGUGCACCAUCCCAUCAUUUGCCUCUAGACCCGUGGUUGGGUUUGGCUCAGGUUAUGGCCUUGGUUGUGGCUAUGGUGGCUACAGUGGCUAUGGCGGCUACGGCGGCUACGGCAGCUACGGCGGCUAUGGCGGCUACGGCGGUUACGGCUAUGGUGCUGAACAUGCAGCAAACCUUGGCAUUCUCCCUGGGGUCCAGCAAUCAUGUAUCAGCCAGCUCCCACAGUCAGAAAUUGUGCUCCAGCCACCUCCCAUCAACGUUACCAUCCCUGGAGCUGUCCUCUCUGCUUCCUGUGAGCCAAUUGCAGUGGGAGGAAACACAGCAUGUGCUGUAGGCUCAUAUGGGUAUGGAGGUCUGGGUGGAUAUGGACUGGGUGGGUAUGGAUAUGGACUGGGUGGAUAUGGAUAUGGACUGGGCAGAUAUGGGCAGGGAUAUGGAAGAGGACUCUACGGUUACGGGUCACUUGGCCGUAGGUCUUUACUGUCAGGUAGCCGGAUCUAUGGAUGCUAUUGCUGAGGACAGAUGCAAAGAACAACAACAUGGAAAUGGAAGCAACAGAGAAGACCCAUGGGUGAGGUUAUAGGGCUAUUUG